Messenger RNA from Toxotes jaculatrix (banded archerfish), 1376 nucleotides. It is a transcript of the gene ccdc86, whose product is annotated as coiled-coil domain containing 86. The transcript has 4 exons. The coding region runs from base 96 to 962 and encodes 288 amino acids. The record is from RefSeq and is a predicted model, not a curated record. NCBI's taxonomy places the organism in Eukaryota, Metazoa, Chordata, Actinopteri, Toxotidae. Gene Ontology annotation, cellular component: nucleolus.
CGGAAACACCGCUACGUACACAUCGCAGGCGGUGGUCACACGUGGAUACAUAAGUUUAUCAGAGUAAUGUUGUGUUGCCAAGUUAAUUAGGAAACAUGUCGAGGAGGCAGAAAGCUAUGACAGAAGAAAAGACCGCUUCUGAAGCGGGACACGCGGAGAAGGAGGAGGAGGUCCAGGAUCCGCCGCCGCCGGAGACCAGACGGACCCGCAGCGGCCGCAGAGUGCGCACUCCGGCCGCACUGCUAGACUCUGAAGCCCCGGUUAGGACUCCCAGCCGGAGAACCAGGAGGUCUGUGCUCCAGGAGCUGCCCGUGGUGGAGGAGAAGAACACGGAGCAGAAACCAGAGAGCCUGGCCGAGGAGGAGUCCAGCGUGUCCGCCGAACCGGAGCCGUGUACCGUGUCUGAGCCAGCAGGCCAGGCCGAAGUUACCGGCAGUGAAGACGGUCAUCUGUCCGAACCCGCACCGACAGAAACGGCCCCCACGAGUUCAGAGACCGUCCCAGAGAAGAAGCCUCGUCUCGCUCCAAGUGCGAUCCAAAAUCCGGUCAUUCCGCUGGGAAAACCGAAAUCUGGAAGAGUGUGGAAGGACCGUAACAAGCAGAGGUUCUCUGCGUUGGUAAGAGAUAAGCCGUUGUGCUCCUCUUGGGAAAAGAAGAUGGAGGCCAAGCGAGAGAAGGAGCUGGUGAAACAGUUUGCUUUGCAGCUCAAAGAGGAAAAAGCCAAACAGAAAGAGGAAAAGAGGAAAAGGAGAGAAGACAACUUGAAACGGCGCGCUGAGAAUGAACGCAAAGCAGAGAUUGUGCAAGUGAUCCGGAAUACAGCAAAGAUCAAGAGGAUGAAGAAGAAACAACUCAGGAAAAUAGAGAAGAGAGACACACUGGCUCUACUGCAGAAGUCACAGAAGCAGAACGUAAAAGCCAAAGGGCAGAAAACCAACAAGGCCGACAAAGAUUUAACAUAGAGACUGAGAUAAUAAAAAUAUAUCUGUUCAGUAAUUUGCCUAAAUGUCUUAUAUUUCAAUGUCUGAAAUACAACAAACAUGAUCAGACUCGUUUCUCUGAGAGGACUAAUUCAGACUUUAACCCUAGAAAGUUUUUCUAAAUAUAGAAGUAGUAUUAAAAAUAAUAAAAGUAAAUAAGUGCAACAUUCUGCACAAAAGCUUUUAUUUCUUGUCAGGUGAGCACUAAGGCCAUCACCUAUGAACAUUUAAGAUUCUGAUUUUUUUGUUAUUAAUUUCCCUGGUGCCCUGUUAUGUUAUCUUAAAAGAGCCCCUCGGUCAGUAAAACAUCACAUAUGUCCAACUCUGUUUCACCUACACAAUUUUAUAUUAAAUAAACUUUGAAUUUCUACCUUUCAUCAAACUGUCACAGUAAAU